GGCGCGGCUGGUGGGGCUAAAGGGGUGGUGGGAGGCGGGUGUCCAACUGAGCACGGCGGGUCCCAGCAUCCCGAGCCACGCUCGGCCGGAUCACUCUGUGGAGUGACACCGCUGUGGCCUCGGAGGAGCUGUCGUCCGGCCUGUGCGGCGGCGAGCGGCGGCGGCGGCGGCCUCAACGUCCGAAGAGAAGCUGAAGUCCACCCAUCACCAUUCUUCAAAAUGCAAUGGAAUGUACCAAGGACUGUAUUCCAGCUGGCACAUAGGACAUGCAUGGACCCACAGAAAGCUGGUCUUUUUGGACACUGUCAAUAUAUAAAGGGACCAUUACUUUUGUAUACAGCUGAAUCCAGAGUAGUUUUGGUACAAGUCCCUCAAAAACAAUGGCUGCACUUAUCUGCUGCCCAGUGCACUGCAAAGAAAAGGAAGCCAUUCGAUGCUCCUUCACCCCAACUGGGGAUUCUUCAUUAUAAACAGUGGGAGCAGGAUACCUCCUCUAAGAGGGUUAUGUCAUCCAACACCACAUCUCCAGGAGCGCCUUCAGAAAAAAAAGAAGAACCUGAUCCUUUACAAGACAAAUCUAUUAGCCUUUAUCAACGAUUUAAGAGAACUUUUAGACAGUAUGGAAAAGUGUUGAUUCCAGUGCAUCUAGUAACUUCUAGUGUUUGGUUUGGAACAUUUUAUUAUGCAGCCAUAAACGGAGUGAAUGUCAUUCCUUUUCUAGAGCUUAUUGGGUUACCUGACAGCAUAGUAAACAUUUUGAAAAAUUCCCAGAGUGGAAAUGCCCUAACAGCAUAUGCCUUGUUUAAGAUUGCAACACCUGCCAGGUACACCGUGACUUUGGGGGGAACCUCCUUCACCGUGAAGUAUCUGCGGAGUCGUGGCUACAUGUCAACACCUCCUCCUGUGAAGGAGUAUCUGCAGGAUAAGAUGGAAGAGACAAAGGAGCUUCUCACAGAGAAAAUGGAAGAAACGAAGGAUAAACUCACUGGAAAACUACAAGAAACCAAAGAAAAGGUUUCUUUCAAAAAAAAAGUGGAAUAGGGUGUCUCGUAUAAGAGGUUAUAAACGAUCCUGCACUUUCAGAGAUUCAUGCUCCUGAGUGUAUUUUUUGGUUGGCUGCCUAACUAUGCCAGUUCUCUGAGGGUUAAAGAACUAAGAUAACCUUUUUAACAUUAAGUGUCACUAGAAAAAUCAGUGUUUUUUUGAAAAGAAAAAAAUGAACCCAGUGUAAGAAUUUCACAUCUAAAGCAGCAUUAAGCAGUGUUAAUGUCUGAUUCAGACACUUUUUUUUCAAGGUCCUCAGAAGCAUGCUUGCUCAUGUUUUGUUGCAGCUAUACUUUAGGCAGAUGAGGCAGUUGUCUUCUUGAAUAACUGAUGUGGCCCUAGACAGGAAGUUAAUGCUAGUCUUCAUCGUUAUGUUAUUCAUUGAGGUUUUAACUGUAUUCAGUUCUCAUUCUCAGUAUGGAGACAAACUUUUAUCAUCAAAACUGCCUAUGAAUAAGAGAAUAGAGUUUCUAU
Pipistrellus kuhlii (Kuhl's pipistrelle) is the source of this 1518-nucleotide messenger RNA. RefSeq names its product family with sequence similarity 210 member A (gene MIMS1). Lineage: Eukaryota; Metazoa; Chordata; Mammalia; Chiroptera; Vespertilionidae. Gene Ontology annotation, cellular component: mitochondrion. The transcript is spliced from 4 exons. The record is from RefSeq and is a predicted model, not a curated record. The coding region runs from base 220 to 1041 and encodes 273 amino acids.